Messenger RNA from Echinococcus granulosus, 204 nucleotides. RefSeq lists its product as hypothetical. The record is from RefSeq and is a predicted model, not a curated record. NCBI's taxonomy places the organism in Eukaryota, Metazoa, Platyhelminthes, Cestoda, Cyclophyllidea, Taeniidae. The transcript is spliced from 2 exons. The coding region runs from base 1 to 204 and encodes 67 amino acids.
AUGCUUGCGAACAUAUUAUUACUGUCUCUUGUGGGUAGCCUCAGUUGGCUUCCCUCCACCAAUCAUUAUUACCAUCACCUCACCAUAGCUAGCAUCAGACCUACAGCCACCUCAAAGGACAUCUGGUUUUCCGCCUCUACCUCCUCAAAAAAACGUGUGUUUUACCAACUCUUCUGUCCAGCCUACAGUGUUCGACUUCAAUAA